Microcebus murinus (gray mouse lemur) is the source of this 8254-nucleotide messenger RNA. Lineage: Eukaryota; Metazoa; Chordata; Mammalia; Primates; Cheirogaleidae. The record is from RefSeq and is a predicted model, not a curated record.
CUGUGAACACUCUCGUCUCUUCUCUCUGAUCUGAGCGGGGUAGGUUAGGUGGGCUAGGUGGGCACACUGCAUUUGCUUUCAAUUUUCUUCCCUGGUCAUUUGCUCCUCCCAGGUAGCCUUUAAAAGGCUCUGGGUGAUGGGAGAGGCGGGCUGGGCAGGCUUUCUCAUGCUCUUGGCUUUGUUUGUUUGGUAUAGAAUGUCUUCAGCCUAAAGGUUACAUUACCAUCUCUUCACAUUUCUAUUAAUGUCCUUCUGUGCUGGGCUCCAGGGGAAAGGAAGCUUCCAGCCCCUAUUCCUCCGUGUUUUGACCUUUCCUCUGGGGGACGCUGGUGUGGCCUUGCUGUGGUAUCCCCUUGUGUGUGUGCUGCCGCCUGCUUUAUUUGUGAGGUUACAGUCAAGGUGAAGGAAGGGGUGCGUUGGCAGAUCAGGGUCUCGCCGUGGUGGAAUGGGUGGUGCUGUUGCAGCUCAGGUGGGAGAAGAAUCACGGUACUGCAGAGUCUUUCUCAAAGUGGUGGCCUCAAGAUUUCUGAUCUAUGAAGUCAAACUUGCUGGGGGUGGGCCCCGAGAAUCUGCAUUUAACAGGCUCCCCAGUGACUAUUAGGCUCCAGCUUCACUCAUGGAGUGGGAAGAGCACUACCUUGGGGCACUUGGUCAAAGUCAUGCAUUGCUGGGACUUGACCUUGAAUCAUGCCCCCUUUCUGGGCCUCCAUUUCCUCUUCCAUAAAAAGAGGGGAGUGGACUAGCUUCACACCAUCUCCUGCUGCAGUCUUGUUUGCCACUAGAACAUCAAUAUCUUUCAUUGACUCAAAAAUAAUUAUUUUAUAAGGACCUUCAAUAUGCUGAGCCUAUCUGUGAAGGAGACAGAAGGACAAAACAUGAUUCCCACCUCAAGUUGUUCAGAAUCUAGUGGAGAAGGCAACCACAAUAAUGUCCAGAAACUAUCAAGAUAGUGUAUAACUAAGUGGUCACUUAUGUGACUCAGUUUUAAGCAAAAUCGGCUCUCAGAAGAGAGAAUUUUGAUGGCUGGCAUGAGGACUGUCCUGGGAGGCUACCAAAAGGAGGUGGACCUUGGGCUGUUUCUAGAAUAACAAGCAGGCAAGUACAGGUGGUAAUGAAAGGACUGGGCCCAGGCAGUGCUCAGGCAGAGGUGCAAGGAAGGGUUGGCUCACCUGCAGUACUGUGAGAAACUUGGAAUGCUUAAAGCAGAGGACAGGUUUUUGAAAACUGGAAAAAGGGAUGGAAAAGCAUGCAUAGGCCAGACUGCGGACCACCUUAAAUGCCAGUCUGAUGAGUCUGGAUUUCAUCCUUUGGCAGAGGGAACCAGUAAAGGCUUCUGAUCAAGAAAGUGCAUGAAGUAAGAGGUAAAAUUGAAACCAUCUAUCGUAAAGGCAGAAAUAAUAUUCAUGCAGGUAUGGAACAAUGUGUUAGCCUGGAUUCUCCAAGAAGCAGACACAAAGAUGAGGUUAGAUGCCCAAGAAACUAAUUAGGAAAAUUGCCUGUGAGAGAAAACCAAAAAGGGGCCGGAAGAGGUUGGAACAACAGCUGGGCUGAGAUGCAGGCCUGAUACUCCCCCCAAGCCCCCAGCGAGGGAGACAGGCAAGGAAGGAAGGUGGUUGUCUGGGAGCAUCUCAGACUGCAGUGAAGUUCUCUGGAAAGUUCUGCAGCAAACAGCCUUUGUUAGGAAAUCUCAAAGUCAGUGUCACCCAUGAGAGGAGUCCCAUUGCCCAGAAACGGGUCUGUCUUAGUAACCCUGUGGCACUUAGUGAUAGGCUGGGAGCUGCUCUUAGGAGGUGUGGACUUGGCGAAAAGGUAGUGAUAGAUUUCAGAACAUGAGAGCUAGGAUCCUAAGAUGUUUAUGCUCCCUGCAGUUUGAGAUCUGAAAGGCGCAUUCUCAUGGCAGCUACUUAGGGGAAGGAGAAAUUAAUACAAGUCUAACCGUAUUCUUCUGGAUGGUUUAUCUUCAGAGUCUCUGAGUCUUUGCUCAUGGUGCCUCAUCUGUGUGGAGAAACUCCUCAUCCUCCUUUAACUAGUUUCUACUCUUCUUAGGUGUUAGUUUGGGCUUCACCUUUAAGAGGCCUUUCCUGACCUCCUUUGCCCUCAAUGUGGAUUUGGGACGUCAAAUUCCCCACACUUCCCUCUGCACCUGUCACUCUCUGCAGGGAAUUCACUGCUCAUUUGUGUGUGUGGGUUUUCCUCCCCAGGAAACUGUGAGCUUCUGGAGUGCAGAAUCUGGCUCUUUUAUUUCUGUAUCCCAAUGUGUAGCCCAGUGGCCGGAAUAUCAUAGUCAUUCAGUAGAGGGUAGAAGGAAGGAAGGAAAAGAUGGAGGGAGAGAGGGAAAAAAGGAACAUGGCCCAAGCUUUGGUAAGGAGAAGGGUUUUCCAGAUCCAGUUGUUAGGAGCUCUGCUAAUUAAGCGAAAGCCUUACCACCAACAUCUUUCUCUUUUUUUAUGUGGCUUUUGCACUUUUUGAAGAUGUGUCCCUGUAGGGUUCAUGUUGGGCAAAAAUGAAGUGGGCUGCCUAACUUCUGUAGAGCUCUAGGUGGUUGUUCCAACUCAGUUUUAGUAAAGUUUAGUUUUGAGCUUGUUUUUCCAGAAUUUGGAUGGCCUGUACAUAGCCUUCCAUGCUUUUACAUGGUGACUUUGAAAAUGACUUUGUAGAUGAAACAAGGUCAGAUGAAGGGGGGGGGAGAAGAUUCUGUUGUGUGUGUGUGUGUGUGUGUGUGUGUCUGUGUACCCAAUAUAAUAAUUCAGUAAACAGAAAUGAUCUGGCACAUUGCUGGGCAUUUGGUUGGGAAGGGUAUGGACAAGUCUCUUGUCUUUGUUAUUCCCUGGCUUUAAUAAAUUAGAAAAUUAGCUGUGAAUGGAAGAGACAAGGACCACUGAGUGACCAUGGAGAACAAUUCUUCAUGUAGGUUACUCACUCCUCGCUGUUGUGCUGUGGAAAUAAGACUUGGUAGAUUCUACAGUUCUACAAAUAGCCAUGCCAUUGGUGUUUUCUCCUGCUCUUACAAAUAGCCACACCACUGAUGUGUGCUAGUGUUGCACACUCUUUGCUGUUGUACUAUGGCAACAGGACAGAUACCUUGGUAAAUUAUACUGUUCUGCAAACUGCCAUGUCAUUGAUAAGAUUUCUUGCCAACCUGCUGUUCCUCAUCACAGGACACAAUGUGGGUGGAAACCUAUGAGUAAGGGCCUCACAGAAUAAGGGCCACAUACUCUUCUGACCUAUAAUGGGAUCACAUCCCUUGUCUUUAAUUUUUUUCUUAGUUUACAUAGAAGAAAUGGAAAUGGGGCUGAUUGACCCCGUGGAGAGCCGGAUGAGAAUAAAUCUCAAAGUCAUACUUAUCCUGACGAAGCUGUAUGACUUCAACCUGGGGAGCGUGACUGAGAGUUCACUUUGGAGGUCAACGGAUUAUGGUACCACCUAUGAAAAGCUGAAUGACAAAGUGGGCUUGAAGACUGUCCUCAGUUACCUCUAUGUCAAUCCCACCAACAAAAGGAAGAUCAUGCUUCUCAGUGAUCCUGAACUGGAGAGCAGCAUAUUGAUCAGCUCGGACGAAGGGGCGACCUAUCAAAAAUAUCGGCUCACCUUCUACAUUCAGAGCCUGCUCUUUCAUCCCAAGCAAGAGGACUGGGUGCUGGCCUACAGUUUGGAUCAAAAGCUCUACAGCUCCAUGGACUUUGGAAGACGGUGGCAACUGAUGCAUGAACGAAUCACACCCAACAGGUUUUAUUGGUCGGUGGCCGGACUGGAUAAGGAGGCGGACCUGGUGCACAUGGAGGUGCGGACAGCGGACGGAUAUGCCCACUACCUCACCUGCAGGAUCCAGGAAUGUGCUGAGACAACGCGGAGUGGGCCCUUUGCCCGCUCCAUUGACAUCAGUUCCCUGGUUGUCCAGGACGAAUAUAUCUUCAUUCAGGUAACAACAGGUGGAAGAGCCAGCUACUACGUGUCUUAUCGAAGAGAGGCCUUUGCUCAGAUAAAGCUGCCCAAGUACUCAUUGCCGAAGGACAUGCACAUCAUCAGUACUGAUGAGAAACAAGUGUUUGCAGCCGUCCAAGAAUGGAACCAGAACGACACAUACAACCUCUACAUCUCAGACACGACUGGGAUCUACUUCACUCUGGCCAUGGAGAACAUUAAGAGCACCCGAGGGCUAAUGGGAAACAUCAUUAUCGAAUUAUAUGAGGUAGCAGGUAUCAAAGGGAUAUUCCUGGCAAACAAGAAGGUGGAUGACCAGGUGAAGACAUACAUCACUUACAACAAAGGCAGGGACUGGCGCCUGCUGCAAGCUCCAGAUGUGGACCUGAGAGGAAGCCCAGUAAACUGCCUGCUGCCCUUCUGUUCCUUACACCUGCACUUGCAGCUCUCUGAAAACCCGUAUUCCUCAGGAAGAAUCUCCAGCAAGGAGACUGCCCCAGGACUUGUGGUGGCUACAGGCAACAUUGGCCCGGAGCUCUCAUAUACAGAUAUUGGUGUCUUCAUCUCCUCCGAUGGGGGCAACACGUGGAGACAGAUCUUUGAUGAAGAGUACAAUGUCUGGUUCCUAGACUGGGGUGGCGCCCUCGUGGCCAUGAAACACACACCUCUGCCAGUCAGGCAUUUGUGGGUGAGUUUUGACGAGGGCCACUCCUGGGACAAGUACGGUUUUACAUCGGUUCCUCUCUUUGUCGACGGGGCUCUGGUGGAGGCAGGAGUGGAGACCCACAUCAUGACAGUUUUUGGCCACUUCAGCCUCCGCUCUGAAUGGCAGUUGGUGAAAGUGGACUACAAGUCUAUCUUCAGCCGGCGCUGCACCAAGGAGGACUACCAGACCUGGCACCUGCUCAACCAGGGAGAGCCUUGCGUCAUGGGAGAAAGGAAAAUCUUCAAGAAGCGUAAGCCAGGAGCGCAGUGUGCCCUGGGCAGAGACUACUCGGGGUCCGUGGUCUCAGAACCCUGCGUCUGUGCCGACUGGGACUUCGAGUGUGACUAUGGCUAUGAGAGACAUGGGGAGAGCCAGUGUGUCCCCGCUUUCUGGUACAAUCCAGCAUCCCUAUCAAAAGACUGCAGCCUUGGUCAAAGCUACCUUAACAGCACUGGGUACCGCCGGAUUGUGUCCAACAACUGCACGGACGGGCUGCGGGAGAAGUACACCGCCAAGGCCCAGGUGUGCCCCGGCAAAGCCCCGCGGGGCCUCCACGUGGUGACGACCGAUGGGCGCCUGGUGGCAGAGCAGGGGCAUAAUGCAACCUUCAUCAUCCUCAUGGAGGAGGGUGAUCUCCAAAGGACAAACAUCCAGCUUGACUUUGGGGAUGGGGUUGCCGUGUCCUAUGCUACCUUCAGCCCCAUCGAGGACGGCAUCAAGCACGUGUAUAAGAAUGCGGGGAUCUUCCAGGUGACAGCCUAUGCAGAGAACAGCCUUGGCUCAGACACAGCUGUCCUCUUCCUGCAUGUGGUUUGUCCCGUGGAGCAUGUUCAUCUCCGAGUUCCCUUUGUCGCCAUAAGAAAUAAGGAGGUCAACAUCAGUGCAGUCGUGUGGCCCAGUCAGCUGGGGACCCUUACGUAUUUCUGGUGGUUUGGCAAUAGCACCAAGCCCCUCAUCACCUUGGACAGCAGCAUCUCCUUCACGUUCCUGGCAGAGGGAACCAACACCAUCACUGUCCAGGUGGCUGCUGGGAAUGCCCUUAUCCAGGACACAAAAGAUAUCGCAGUUCAUGAAUACUUCCAGUCCCAGCUCUUGUCAUUCUCUCCUAACCUGGACUACCACAAUCCUGACAUUCCUGAAUGGAGGCAAGAUAUUGGCAAUGUCAUCAAGAGAGCUCUGGUUAAAGUAACCAGCGUCCCAGAAGACCAGAUCCUGGUUGCCGUGUUCCCUGGCCUCCCCACUUCAGCAGAGCUGUUCAUCCUCCCCCCCAAGAACCUGACGGAGAGGAGGAAAGGCAACGAAGGGGACCUGGAACAAAUUGUAGAGAUACUGUUCAAUGCUCUAAACCAAAAUUUGAUCCAGUUUGAGCUGAAGCCAGGGGUCCAAGUCAUUGUGUACGUGACACAGCUGACAUUAGCUCCCUUGGUGGACUCCAGUGCUGGGCAUAGCAGCUCAGCCAUGCUUAUGCUCUUGUCAGUGGUGUUUGUUGGCCUGGCUGUGUUUUUGAUCUAUAAGUUUAAAAGGAAAAUCCCCUGGAUUAACAUCUAUGCCCAAGUCCAACAUGACAAGGAGCAGGAGAUGAUUGGGUCAGUGAGCCAAAGUGAAAACGCCCCCAAAAUCACACUCAGUGACUUCACCGAGCCUGAGGAGCUGCUGGACAAAGAGCUGGACACCCGGGUCAUAGGAGGCAUUGCCACCAUUGCAAACAGCGAAAGCACAAAGGAGAUCCCCAACUGCACUAGUGUUUAAUACCAACAAGCCACGUGGUCAACCACCUUUCUUGACUUUUUAUUUUUGAUGAUUACUAUUACUGUUAUUAUGGAAAAAUGAAAACGUCUUUUUUUACCUUUUGUUUACCAAGGGCCCCUACAUAGGUAGCAGGAAGAUGCUUAGCUUUGGCAGAAAGAGGCAUUCUUAGCUGAUUGAAAUGAGACAAAAAUAAUAAAUGGCUAUAUUUGUGCUAAGGGCAAAGAAUGAAUCUUCCCACAGCCUCCUUGCUUUAUUCUGCCAUUGGUAGCAUAAAAUCUCUCUUUUUUUUUCUUGCAUUCUCUCUUCCUUUUUAUUUAAGUUGGGUUGGCUUUUGGUUAACCUCCCACGUACCCCACCUACCCCCAAUUCACCAAGACCCCUCCCUCAGCACACACAUGCAACACAAACCAUUUCCCAGUUAGAUCCGCAAGAGGUGGGUUGGGGGGAGUGGAUGCAGCUGCAGAAAGCAUGCACACCUUGAGGAAAGAGGCCCUGCCUUGUGCAUGUCAAUAGUGAGGCUACAGGUGGCUUAUUGUAUAUAAUUACAAUGUAAAUAGCUUUUUAUUUCCUGAGAAAUAAUUUAAUGUUUAGUAAAAAAGAAAACAGAAAAAAGAAAGAUGCCUGUGUUGGCUUACACAUUGACCCUCAGAGCUGCCCAACCUGCCAGGCCUGCUUGUUGUGUUGGGUCUGGAUGCUCUCCUGUCCUCUGUACCACUUAACUCUUGCAUCUCCUUGUCCACACCAUGCUGGUUUCUACUUGUGUAUAUAAAGGGGAUGGGGCGGGCUUCUUUGGGGCAAUUGAUUAAGGAAGGACUCUAGUGACAUCAUAGAACAUGGGAGUCAUUUUUGUUCCAACAAUGUCACAGGAGAAGUUGCAAGAUGAGGCCCACUAGAGACUUCAAACUGAUACCUACAUGGGAAAAACACUUCCUCUCCAAAAUGAUAAAGCCAAAGGUGUUUAUCAGCCUGAGAAAAUAGUUUUCUCUUAAAAAGCCAGGCAAUGCAUCUAAAAAUGACAAUUAACUUGUUUUCUGAUUGGACUCUAUGAAUUGUAAUGUUUAUGGUGAAUUCUCAGGCUACUCUCAGCUCAGAACAAUCCCCAGGACACUAGGUAAAGCCCAUUGGGUGUCUCUUGGCAUGGGAAGGGUUGUAAAGGUUGGGAGGGAGGUGAGAUUUGUGAAAUCCUGAGUCCAUAAAAACCCUGCAGGCCAAAUAGGGGUCUAGCUUUUAAUGAUAUUAGUCAGAGGUGAUUUUAGCAAAGCUGUGCUAUUUGCUUGUCAGAUGUACACAACUUCCUUAAAGUCAAAUGUCUGCCUUCAGUUCCCUUAAAGUAGUGCUUGCCUCUGGGGUGAGUGGCUUUCAAAGCCGAUUAGCUUUCCCAGCUCCUCAGCCCCUUACACAUGUACACAUACCAAUUCUUUUCCAUAGGGUCACUUUAAGCCAUGCUGUAAGCGUUGUUUUUAUUUUCAGGCUUAGCCUGAGCACACUCUUGUUUUAAAAAAAUGAUAUACUGUAUAUAUUUGGGAGGAAAGGCCACAUUUUGUACCUGUUAAUUUUUUGUGGGAUGUUAUUCCCAUUCUACUUUGUGAGAAACAGAGAGAAUGUGAUAUAGAAAAAUCUGGCUGGCUACAGCAUAGAUCAGUAUUAGGAAUAUUUCUAAAGAUCCUGCUUUUUUGUUUCAAGGGUUCAAUGGGGCAGACCAUUGCAAUACUUGUACUAAACACUGGAAUACAAAUGCAUGAGUCAUAUCUAUAUAUACAGUAUAUGUACAUAUACUGUUCUUGGUUUUAUUGUUCCACUUGAAUAUUUCUACUGUAAAAAAAAAGACAGUGGUUUUGAAAUUGUUGAAAAUAAAUGUAUUUUUGUACAUCAAAGCUA